CGAAGGCGCAGUAUGGUCUUGAUGAACCUCAUACAUUUUGAGUCACUUUGUACUUUCCUGUUUUCCCAAGUAUUUAUAUCAUGGAGUAUCCAAGAGUUACACAUCAGUCAAGAAAUAAUUGAGAAGAUUUCAAUUGCUUCCCAAUUAAUGAAUUGCUCUGCUCCAGUCGAUAUCUUAUUUCUGUUAGAUGGAUCCUAUAGCAUUGGCAAAGCAAGCUUUGAAAGGUCAAAAUAUCUGACAAUCAAGCUUUGUGAUGCAUUGGACAUUAGCCCAGAAAAGGUUAGAGUUGGAGCAAUACAAUUCAGCAACACUCCUCGCUUGGAAUUCUCAUUGGAUGCAUAUUUCACCAAGCAUGAGAUAAAAGAUCAACUCAAGAAGAUUGUGUUCAAAGGUGGGCGAAAAGAAACAGGACUUGCUCUGAAACACAUUCUUCAACAAGGAUUCCAUGGAGGCAGGAACUCAUUAGUUCCCCAAAUCCUUAUAAUCUUAACUGAUGGGAGAUCUCAGGACAACGUGUCAACCUUAGCCCAGCAGAUCAAAGAAAGGGGGAUUGCAGUGUUUGCAAUUGGAGUCAACUUUCCAAGGUGGGAAGAAUUGUAUGCACUGGCAAGUGAGCCAGUAGAACACUAUACACUGUUUGCAGAAGACACUGAUGAUGCCUCCAAUGGGUUUUAUACCACGCUUACAAUCUCUGAUAUCUGCAAUGCUGCAUUUCCGGGUUGCAGAGCUGAAUCUCAUGCCUGUGAACACAAAACACUUGAGCGAAUAAAAGAACUGGUUGGAAACUAUUUCUGUUGGAAAGGAUCGCAAAGCAGCAAUAUUGUACGCACUUCACUCUGCCCUUUCUACAACUGGAGAAACAUUUUCAUCAAAUAUCCAUCUACAUGCUAUCGAACCAUAUGCUCAGAUCCUUGUGAUUCCCACCCUUGCCAGAACAGAGGUACUUGCAUUCAACAGGGGUUAGAAGGCUACCACUGUGUCUGCCCAGUGGGAUUUGGAGGAGAUUCCAACUGUGCACCAAACAGAAAUCUGGAAUGCAGUGUGGACGUUCUUUUUUUGGUGGAUAGUUCUUCUAAUACUACUCUUGAAAGCUUCUUGUAUUUUAAAGCUUUCCUGAAAAGGUUUCUCCAUGUAGUGUGGAAUACAGAAACUCUAGGAAAUGUGGCCCUGGCCCAUUAUAGCAAUGAUGUCAAGAUGAUUGCCCAAAUUGGGGAUUACAGAGAUAUGUUCAGUCUGGUGAAUUUCAUUGAUUCCAUGGAGUUCAAUGGAGGGAAUACUUUGACCGGCAGAGCUUUACAAUUUAUUACACACCAUGGCUUUAAACAUGCACCAGUCUUCGUUGAUGUUCCUGAAGAUCUUCCCCAUGUUGUCGUAUUGCUCACAGAUUCAAAAGCUGAGGAUUCAGUGGUAGAAGCAGCUAAGUUCAGUAGGAAACAAGGUAUUUCUAUCAUUGCAAUUGGCAGUGAAUUUUUAAGAAGCGAACUGGUUGAGAUUACAGGGAAUCCAAAGCGGACAAUUAUCUACUCCACCGCUCAAGAUCUACUCAAUAAAAUUACUGAAUUACAGAGAAAAAUCUGUAGCAUUGAUAGCCAAGGCUGCCUAUCUCAGCCCCUGGAUUUGGUCUUUGCCCUGGAUUCCUCAGCUUCAGCUGGAAGGUUUAACUUUGCCCAGAUGAAAAACUUUGUCAGUAGUCUCUCUUCCCAGUUUGGCAUCAAUAGGGAUGUGACCCAAAUCAGCCUUGUUCUCUUUGGUAAAGGGCCUCAAACAGUAUUUGGACUGGAUGCACAUGUUUCUAGUUCAGUUCUUCAGAAAGCCAUCAAACAAGCUCCCUUUAUGGGUGGUUCUGCCUCAGUUGGAAGUGCCUUGCUUCAUAUUCAUGAUGAUGUCACAGUUGUCCAAAAAGGAGCAAGGCCUGGUGUGAAAAAAAUUGUGGUACUCUUCACAAGUGGAGCUGGAGUGGAUGAUGCUGUAGUCCCUGCCCAACAGCUACGCAGUAAUGAUGUAUCACUUCUUAUCAUUGUGACAGAACAUGUACAAAUAGAUUUAUUGUUGAAGAUUGCAGGAUCUUCUAACAGUCUGGUGAGGAUUUCUUCUUAUGAAGAUCUCAGAUACAACGAAGACUUUAUCAUGGAAAAAUUGUGUGAUGAAGCCAAAAUGCCAGUAAAUAUUUGCAAGCCUAACCCCUGCAUGAAUUAUGGAAUUUGUAUUCCUAAAAAUGGUAACUACUGGUGUAAGUGCCAAGGCUGGGAAGGACCUCAUUGUGAAAACAGAAUACAAAGCAGUGACACUUCACAAUCAUGGAAACAUUCAAUGAUCCAUACUCAUCGAAAUUGAGAUGGUUGGGGCUGCUAUAAAGAAUUCACCAGUAUUAAAAAAAAAAAAAAGAAGACACAUGGACUAGAUGCACUAAAACGGACAAAAGAACUUGUGACUUUAGUUACUAAAAUCAUACUUAUCAGGAAAGCGAAAUAUACAUUUGCAAGUAGUAUGCUGCUUCUAAGCACAAAUGUUUUGCACAAAAGUAUCUUAUUGUAAUCGAAAAUAAGGUGACUAAUAAUCUAACAUAUUUUUAUAUUGCAUAUUUAUGUGCUAUAUACUAUUUUUUCAAUGUUAAUUCUAUGUAAUGUUUGCUAUAAAUCCAAAGUUUAACAGUAGUAUAACUUGACAUGCUCUGACAUGGCUUACAAAAGCUAUACUUAAGUUGGUAGAUAUG
This is a messenger RNA of Notechis scutatus (mainland tiger snake), 2713 nucleotides long. RefSeq names its product von Willebrand factor A domain containing 2 (gene VWA2). Gene Ontology annotation, molecular function: calcium ion binding. Gene Ontology annotation, biological process: calcium-independent cell-matrix adhesion. NCBI's taxonomy places the organism in Eukaryota, Metazoa, Chordata, Lepidosauria, Squamata, Elapidae. The record is from RefSeq and is a predicted model, not a curated record. Gene Ontology annotation, cellular component: basement membrane.